UACAGCAAACAUGUCCUCCUUUCAACGUUUGACCCUUCAUCGUAGCCGUGCAUACAAGAGUAAUGGCACGAAGUCCUACGUUCAUGCCAUGAGGAAGUAUGGCUUCCACCCCACAAAGCCUGGACCAUACUUCCAAGCCAAGGUCUUCGGCCAGCAAGGGAAGUUCGAUGGCGUGGGCGGACGCGUGCGCACCCAUUAUGCUUUGCGCAAGCGCGCCGUCGAAUCCUCUCAGGGUGCAGCGGCUUCGCAGGCCCAUCAGGCCGCCGCCACCGACGCUGGCACUGGAGGUGAGGUUCCUGCUCAAGAUGUUCAGAACGACUCCUUGUAUCUAUGUGAGGUUGGAAUCGGUACUCCAGAGCAGAAGGUGUAUCUCGAUUUCGACACCGGCUCGUCCGACCUCUGGGUUUGGUCGACCGAAUUGCCGCAGAGUACUCUCAGCCAAGCCAACCCACAGAAUCAGCAGGUGGCCUUUGAUGCAACCAAGUCGAGCACUUUCAAGAAGCUCAGCGGAGCGACGUGGAAGAUCUCGUAUGGUGACGGCUCGUCGGCGAGCGGCGAUGUCGGCACCGACGUGCUUGAUCUCGGUGGCUUGAAGGUGGAGAACCAGGCGGUUGAGCUCGCAAAGCAACUUUCCCAGCAGUUUGCUCAGGGCAACGGAAGCGGGCUCCUCGGCCUAGCGUUCAGCUCCAUCAACACUGUCCAGCCCACUCCCCAGAAAACCCCAGUGGACAACAUCAUCGCCCAGAAAGACGUCAGCGAGCAGCUGUUCACAGCGUACCUGGGCAGCUGGCGCGACACCGACGAGGCAGACAAGGGCCAGAGCUUCUACACCUUCGGCUACAUCGACCAAGACACCAUGACCGCCGCCGGAGCAAGCCAGCCCAACUACGCCGACGUCGACAACAGCCAAGGCUUCUGGCAGAUCCAGUCCACCAGCGCCGUGAUCAACGGCCAGACCGUGAACCGCAGCGGAAACACUUCCAUCAUGGACACGGGAACCACGCUCUGCCUCGUCGACGACACGCUCGUCGAGCAAGUGUACAAUGCCAUCCCCGGCGCGAAAUACGACCAGAACAACCAGGGCUACGUCUUCCCGUCCAACACCGCGGCCGACCAGCUCCCAGAAAUUACCCUGGCGAUUGGGGAUUCCCAGGUCGCCUUCCAGAAGGAGGAUCUUGGCUUCGCGGACGCGGGUAACGGUAUGGUAUACGGAAGCAUCCAGUCGCGCGGCUCCAUGGACAUGGAUAUCUACGGCGACGCGGUCCUGAAGGCUAUGUAUGCGAUCUUCGAUAUGAACAACGGGUCUCCGCGCUUCGGGUGGGUCCAGCGCAAGGAGGCGAACCAGAAUACUUCUGUGCCGCCGUCGCAGUGAAGAGUGGCGUCGCCUGUGCUGGGAUGAAGGCAGGAGGUAGCAUGGUAUGGAGAACAUGGAGGUAGGAAGGUGCUGGCGGCCUUGUGGACGCUCCUUGAUGGUUGGGACUUGCCUAGGCGUUCCGGAAGCUUUUUGCGCGUCACGACCUCUUCAACC
This is a messenger RNA of Trematosphaeria pertusa, 1528 nucleotides long. Its product is annotated as aspergillopepsin A precursor. NCBI's taxonomy places the organism in Eukaryota, Fungi, Ascomycota, Dothideomycetes, Pleosporales, Trematosphaeriaceae. Gene Ontology annotation, biological process: proteolysis. Bases 11 to 1372 code for a protein of 453 amino acids. The record is from RefSeq and is a predicted model, not a curated record. Gene Ontology annotation, molecular function: aspartic-type endopeptidase activity. The transcript is spliced from 6 exons.